Molecule: messenger RNA, 1551 nt
Organism: Pangasianodon hypophthalmus (striped catfish)
Lineage: Eukaryota; Metazoa; Chordata; Actinopteri; Siluriformes; Pangasiidae
Gene: mdh2
Product: malate dehydrogenase 2, NAD (mitochondrial)
Exons: 9
Coding region: 120-1136 (338 amino acids)
Biological process (GO): tricarboxylic acid cycle; malate metabolic process
Cellular component (GO): mitochondrion; cytoplasm
Molecular function (GO): L-malate dehydrogenase (NAD+) activity
Source: RefSeq, a predicted model, not a curated record
GGUUUCCUUCUCGACCCGGCUGGAGGACGUUGGAGUCACAGUGAGUCAGGAGCGGCGCCGAGGAUCCAUCUUAUUUUUAUUAAUAAUUACAUAAAGACACACAGCAGAACACAGCAGCCAUGUUUUCACGAAUCGUCAGACCUUCCGCCAGCCUCGUGCGCUGUUUAUCCACAACUUCUCAGAAUAACGCGAAGGUGGCGGUGCUGGGAGCGUCGGGAGGAAUCGGACAGCCGCUCUCCCUCCUGCUGAAGAACAGUCCUCUGGUGAGCGAGCUGUCUCUGUACGAUAUCGCUCACACGCCCGGCGUCGCCGCCGACCUCAGCCACAUCGAGACCAGAGCCAAGGUCACGGGUUUUAUCGGAGCUGAUCAGCUGAGCGCGGCUCUGAAAGGAUGUGAAGUGGUGGUUAUUCCUGCCGGAGUUCCCCGUAAACCUGGUAUGACACGUGAUGAUCUGUUUAACACAAACGCCACCAUCGUGGCCACUCUGGUUGAUGCGUGCGCCCGUACCUGCCCCGAGGCCAUGAUCUGCAUCAUCGCUAAUCCCGUGAACUCCACCAUCCCCAUCACUGCGGAGGUGCUGAAGAAGCACGGUGUGUACAACCCUAACAGAGUGUUCGGAGUCACUACACUGGACAUCGUCAGAGCAAACACCUUCAUCGCUGAGCUCAAGGGUCUCGAUCCGGCUCGCGUCAACGUUCCUGUGAUUGGAGGCCACGCCGGGAAAACCAUCAUUCCCCUGAUUUCACAGUGCACUCCGAAGGUGGAGUUUCCCGCCGAUCAGCUUUCCGCUCUGACCGAGAGAAUUCAGGAGGCAGGAACUGAGGUGGUGAAGGCCAAAGCUGGAGCAGGUUCUGCCACUCUGUCGAUGGCCUACGCUGGAGCUCGCUUCACUUUCUCUCUCCUUGACGCCAUGAACGGGAAAGAGGGAGUGGUGGAGUGCGCAUUCGUGCGAUCAGAGGAGACCGAGUGUAAAUACUUCUCCACACCUCUGCUGCUCGGGAAAAACGGCAUUGAGAAGAACCUGGGUCUGGGGAAGCUCUCUGCGUUCGAGGAGAAGCUCGUGUCUGAAGCUCUGGCUGAACUCAAGGGUUCCAUCAAGAAAGGAGAAGAUUUCGUGGCCAACAUGAAGCUGUGAGCGUCCGACACACAACUCCGCCCACCUAACAAUCAUUAUUUAUAAAAAAAUAAUAAUAAUCAACUCUAAAUUUCCCACAUGGCCUCUGAUUUUCCUGCUGACUGAGGAGCCGAGACUCGAAUCCACACUCCAUCUGCAAACAGUCGGCUUCACCAGCUUCAACACACACGUCCGUUUUCUUUUUUACGUUUGUGUCUCUGUGCCGACGCCGAUCAUGAUGUGCUGUGUUUAAACGUCCAUAUUGACCCGGUCUAAAUUAAAAUAAAAUAUUCAGAGAAAUUAUGAACGACUCUGUACAGUGCAGUGAAACUCAUCACACACACACACACACACACACACACACACCUCACUGCUUUAGUGUAAGUGCAGUAACAAAAAUAUGAUGCUGAAUAAUAAAGAACAUUUAUUCCAAACA